Didymosphaeria variabile is the source of this 897-nucleotide messenger RNA. RefSeq lists its product as uncharacterized. The record is from RefSeq and is a predicted model, not a curated record. The transcript has 2 exons. Bases 1 to 897 code for a protein of 298 amino acids. Lineage: Eukaryota; Fungi; Ascomycota; Dothideomycetes; Pleosporales; Didymosphaeriaceae.
AUGGCAGGCGGAUCACAGACAGGAGCCAACUGGUUGAACACCCCAGAUGGACGUACAGGCUGGGCGUCGUACUUCCUCAGCCUAGGGUACACAGUCUAUCUGACUGAUCAGCCACAGCGAGGUCGCUCACCUUGGGUUCCUAGCGACGGUACUUUGUCCAUCAGUAACGUGACCUUCGUACAGACCUACUUUACAUCCGGAGAAAAAUUCAACCUGUGGCCGCAGGCUCGUCUUCAUUCCCAGUGGCCAGGCGCAGGUGAACCAGGGGACGCCACAUUUGACGCUUUCUUUGCUGGUGAGAUCCAACAGCAAACCAACACCACCAAGGCUACCGCGAACAACGUCAACGCCUUUGUAGCUCUGCUCGAUAAGAUUGGCGACGCCAUUCUGAUAACACACUCGCAAGCCGGUCCGUACGGGUGGGGCGUCGGCGACCAGCGUCCAGAAAGGGUGAAAGGUGUUAUAGCCAUAGAACCCGAAGGUCCCCCAUUCGAGAACCAGAUCAUCAGAACUGGACCAGCUCGGCCAUACGGAAUAGCGACUCUGCCAUUGACAUACGACCCUCCGGUCACGGAUGUUGCCACAGAGUUGCCCACUAGGCGCAUUAAUUCGACUCGAAGCGAUCGCAGCGAUUGCAUUGUACAGCAAGACCCUGCCAGGCAUUUAAUUAAUUUAGCGAGAUUUCCUGUUCUGCUGUACGUAACGGAAGCCAGCUACCAUGCAUGCUACGAUUAUUGUACUCUGGCUUUCAUGGAACAAGCUGGCAUGCAGGUUGACUAUCUCGACUUGUCCGAGGUCAAGAUCCAUGGUAACGCGCACUUUAGUUUCAUGGAGAAGAACAAUCUCCAGAUCGCUCCUUUGCUGGAUGCUUGGCUGCAGAAAGUCGUAUUUGCGUAG